AUCAAACGCACUCAUUCACAAUUUUGUUUUGACCAACGUAGUCCAUGGUCACUCCUGUAAAGGUGUUCGUGACUGUCCACCCAAACCGCUCAGAAUUAUUUUGUGAAUUUGCCUCAAAACAUUAACAGUGUCAAUGGCAGCUGCAGGUGUUAGGAUUCCACCCUUGACAUCCACUUCCAACCCACCUCCACUUUUCGAUGGAACUACAAGGCUGUACAUCAGUUAUACAUGCCCGUAUGCACAACGAGUAUGGAUUGCCUUCAAUUUUAAGGGACUACAAGACAAGAUCGAACUGGUUCCUAUCGAUCUUCUGAAUAGGCCUACCUGGUAUAAGGAGAAAGUCUACCCUGAAAAUAAGGUGCCAUCCUUGGAGCACAAUGGCAAGGUCAUGGGAGAAAGCCUUGACUUGAUCAAAUAUGUUGAUGCCAACUUCGAAGGGCCAUCUCUAGUUUCCACUGACCCUGCAAAGAAAGAAUACGGGGAGCAAUUGAUAUCUCACAUUGAUUCCUUGAUGAAAGAUAUCUACGCCUCGUUCAAAGAAGAAGAUCCUAUGCAGCAGGCUGGUCCUUCUUUUGAUUAUUUGGAGAAUGCUCUCGGGAAAUUUGAUGACGGACCCUUUUUUCUUGGCCAAUUUGGUUUGGUGGAUGCUGCCUUUGCUCCAUUUGUUGAAAGGUUACAAAUUACCUUUUCUGAGGUGUAUAAGAAUGACAUCGUAUCUGGGAGGCCAAAACUAGCAACAUAUAUUGAGGAGCUGAAUAAACUUGAUGCUUAUAAGAUCACCAAAGUUGAUCCUCAGGAGUUUGUCGAAAUUUUCAAAAAAUGGUUUUUGGCCCAACAAUGAGCAUUUGAUGAGAAUGGAUAUAUCAUAUAUCAGAUAGUGAAUAAAGGGACAAGCGGAUGGAUGCAAUGUUCAUGCAGUGUAAUAUUUUGUGAUCAAGGGAGUGUGUAAUAAACUAGCUAUAAUUGAAAUUAGCUUGAUUUUAUAAUAAUAAUAAUAUAGGUACCAGCUUGUCAUAGCGUUGUGCAAUCCUGAGUAUAUGACAAUGAUAUCUUUUGUUAAGGUUUUAUCAAGAUCCUGUGUGUAAAAGUAGAAACCAAGUUACUCUAAAGAGAUACAGUCAUUGAAUGUUUUGUUUCU
This is a messenger RNA of Cajanus cajan (pigeon pea), 1138 nucleotides long. RefSeq names its product glutathione S-transferase L3. Gene Ontology annotation, molecular function: glutathione transferase activity. Lineage: Eukaryota; Viridiplantae; Streptophyta; Magnoliopsida; Fabales; Fabaceae. Gene Ontology annotation, biological process: protein glutathionylation. The record is from RefSeq and is a predicted model, not a curated record.